GCUAAAAUAAAUAAAAUGCAUUUAGAGCAUGUGUCUCCUCCUCCUGUGUCCCUGUGUGCUGUGCUGGGCUUUGUGAAACACUCACCUUUGUCCUGCCACACGCUCUUCUGUGCAGACUUUGGAACCGGCCCGACACACUCACGUCCCUGUGCCUAAUCUCAAGUCAUCUCCGAAGAAGCACCACGCCCGGACCUAUAAAAGAGCCAAGACAGAGGUGCCAGACCCGAGGAACACUCCGACCGUCCGUACGUCUUUUCCCGGAGCUUACAGAGCUAAAGGCCGCCAACAUGAAGCGUGUGGCGGGGACCAAGCUCUGCCUGCUGCUGCUGCUGGGCUCCUACGCGCUGGCCCAAGACGCGGCGAGUCCAGACGAAUCCUGCCGCUUGGCCAGGAGAUUUAAGAACUUCCGGCGCUACGUGUACGACUACGAGGCUUCAGCGGUCAACCUGGUGAAUGGAGUCAGCGAAGAGAAGAGCGGACCCAAAGUCACCUGCAAGGUGGAGGUGGACGUGCCCAGGACCUGUGCUUUCAUCAUGAGGACCACAGACUGUUCCAUGAUGGAGAUUUCUGGUCUGGACUCAAGUGGAAACACGAUCUAUGUGCCUGCAUCUGGAGCUGAGACCUUCAGCGAGGAGAUGGCCAAGAAUCCACUGAUGUUCCAGGUGUCUGACGCGAGCGUGUCCCUGUACCCAGAGGACGACUCCACCCUCAUCGUGAACAUCAAGAGGGGCAUCGUGUCUGCCCUGAUGCUGCCCCCCAGAGAGGAGAGCGCCACCCUGGACAUGCCCACAGUGCACGGACAGUGCUCCUCAGACGUGGUGGAGAAAUCCAGAGACGAGAGCACAUCUGAGGUGACCAUGCGCAGAGACCUGAGCUCCUGUGAGGGGCUCAUCCACAACCAGCACACCAGCCCCCUGGCCCUCAUCUCCGGCAUGAACUUCCCUCUGUCCAAGCUGAUCAGCGCUGAGCAGGUCUGUGACUACACGUUUGACACCCAGAAGAGACACAUGAGCACGGCCUCCUGCACUGAGACACACCUCUUCCUCCCCCUCUCCCACGAAAACAAAUAUGGCAUCUCAACUCAGGUGCACACCUCCAUGAGCCUGAGGGACGUGUCCAAGAUCAAUGACAGAGUCUUUUCUUAUGAUGAGUCGAAGCUGCGCAGCUUGCAGAUGGAGCCAGUGGAAGACAAGUCCCCAGUGCAAACCACAGACACUUCCCUGGACCUCUUCAGAGUGCUGGUGGCCCUCAAAGACCUGAACAGAGACGAAACACGUGCCCCCCUCUUCCGCCGCCUGGUGCUGGAGCUCCGUGGUCUGAAGGCUGAGAGUGCCAGGGCUGCUGCCCUCGAGAUGUUUGACUUGUCCAAAAGAAUGACCUUCCAGGCUCUGGUUCAGUGUGGAACCCCCGACUGCCUGAGCGCAGUGCUGAAGGUGCUGAGGACCUACCCCCACGAGGCCUACGAGGUGGACGCCGUGGUCAUGGGCCUGGGGAUGCUGCCCCGCCCCUCACGCCAACUACUCGCCGACCUGCUGGAGAUGGCCAAGUACAAACAGAGCAAAGCGAUCAUGUACACCCUGGGGAACGCAGCGAUGAAACUGGCCCGUGCUGAAGGGUCCAGCGUGCCUGAGGUCACUGCAGUCAGUGAGUUUUUCAUGUCCAUCCUGGGAGCAGACUGUUCUGGAGACAAGGAGCUCACCUUCCUCACACUCAGGGUUGUUGGAAACAUGGGAGCUGUUCUGGAGGAAGUUGACUCGUCCAUUAAAGGGACUCUGCUCAAGUGCAUGAGACAGCCAGCCACCACUCUGUCUGUGCAGCUGGCCGCCAUCCAGGCCUUCAGACGCAUGACCAUCACAGACGAGGUGCGCUCUAACCUGCAGCGGGUGAGCCAGUAUCCCAAGGGUGCUGUGCAGAAGCGUCUGGCUGCCUACCUGAUGCUGAUGAGGAGCUACGAGGACAGUGAUGUGGAGAUGGUGAAGAGGCUGCUAGAGAAAGAACAGAACCCCCAGGUCAAGGCCUUCAUCGUCUCUCACCUGUACAACAUCCUGACGUCAGAAGAGCAGAGUCUGCAGGAGUUGCGUUCCAAGCUGGAGGAGGCACUGACGGACAUUGUGGUCGCCCCUCCUGGUCUACAGAUGUCCAAUUCUCAGAACUUCAGAUUGCCCGGUGUCCAGGGAAACCUCAUCUUUGACGUCAACAGCCAGCUGCCCCGUGAGGUCCUCCUGGAGACCACACUGGAUGCCUUUGGAUACAAGAUGGACGUUUUUGAGCUGGGUAUGGAAGGCAAAGGUUUCGAGCCCACAGUGGAGGCUCUGUUCGGGAAGAAUGGCUUUUUCCCCGAUACCAUCUCCAAAGCUCUGUACUGGAGCGAGGACAAGAUGCCCCCUAAAGUGCAGGAGAUGUUCAGCAAGUGGACAGCGCCGUUCAAAGUGGAGGGACAACAGGUGUCAGAGGAUCUGAUCAGAGAAAUUGUGCGUAACUUUAACAAGCUGCUGAAGGACCUCCAGAGCGCUGAGGCCCCAGACGCCAUGGCCUACCUCCGCCUCUUGGGCACCGAGCUGGGCUACAUCAAGACCAACGAGCUGGAGUCUAUGGCCCAGAACAUCCGCAUGUACGCUGAGAUCUUCUCCUACCUGUUACCACGAGAAGAGAUUUUGUCCUUCCUGAACGGAAACAAUGAACUGUUUGCCCACUACAUGUUCAUGGACAACAAGUUCACUGUUCCCACUGCCUCUGGUCUGCCCCUGAGCUUUCACCUGACGGGCACCUUCACCCCCGGCAUCAAGGGAAGAGUCACCUUUGACCCUGCAACGAAGGGGCUGUGGUUCAGGCCCUCUGCUGGACUGGAGGUCAUGACGCAGAUGGGCGUGCACGUGCCUGAGAUGGUGAGAUCUUCUGUGGAGAUGACCACCGAGCUUUUCCACGAAAGCUCCUUCAAUGCCAGGAUCACCAUGCAGCCAGGCCAGCUCAACCUGCACAUGUCUGCGCCCAGAGACAAGAUCAAGCUCCUGCACGUCAAGAAUGAUGUGAAGAUCCUUGGUCUGAACAAAAUCUCUGUGAUCAAGCCGACGUACUCGGCGCUGAACUGCCAGACCCAGAUGCCUGGGAUGAAGCUGUGCUACACUGAGUAUGGAGCCGACUUUUUCCUGAACGAAGCCGCAAGUUAUACGUUGGACAUCGUACCAUUGGGUGAAGAUGCUGAAUACACCGCCAGCAUCAGCUACAACCUCGUGAAUGAAGGAAAAGAAGGCCGCCACAAAGUGGACACAGUCAGCGUAGCCCUGAGAGUUACGGGCGAAGCUGAGCCCAUGGAGGCCCUUCUCCUACUCAAGUACAACAGGAACAAGAACGUGCUGAGCUCCCAGCUGCAGAUCCCAGACCUGGAUGUGGAAACCGGAGUGAGGCUGGGCAUGAGCGACAGCAGCUCCAGAGGAAAAACCCUGACGCUGGAAGUGUCCAACCACAAUGUGCCCCAGCUGUCCCUGAUCGCACGCGCCAAGGUGCAGGGCAUGACAGAGGGGCUGGCACAGGUGCAGCUGGUUGUGCCCUCCCUCAGCACGGACGCCUCCCUCACGGCCACCAUGCGCCGGACCAGCGGGUUGAUCUUGGAGCUCAGCACUGACAUCAAGCUGCCAGAGACCACCUCCACCCAGAGCAUCACCUUCAAUUACGGAGAGGAGCAGGCAAAUGUGAAGCUAAUGUCCAGAGUGAACGCAGAGACCAAGGUGCUGGUGGACUACAGUAAAGCUGCCCGGGACUGGCUCCAGCUGUUUGUGAGCGACGUCAUGGACCAGAGAGUGGUCAACACAGACAUGAAAUUGAGACACAUCAUCAGCAAGGGCCUGGAGGCCGGUAAUAUCUGGAAGGACAAGAUCAUCAGCAACUCUCCCUAUGUGGAGGAGAUAUUGGAAAACAUAUACGCAAAAAUGGAAAUGCCUGAAAACCUGUUCAUGAACUUUGAAAGCGACCUGAUAUACAACUUCAACCAAGACUCCAUGAUUCUCUACCUCCCAGUGCCUUUUGGCGGCAAGUCUUCAGAGGAGCUUCGCAUCCCAGCCACAGUGACCAUCCCUCGCAUUAACAUCCCCCAGAUCAACGUGGACUUCAGCUCCAAGGACAUCCCCCUCCCCACCUUCACCAUGCCAACCGAGUAUGAGCUCCUGGUCCCCCUUAUGGGCAAAAUGGAAAUGACAAGCAAAUUGGAGAGCAACCUGUACAACUGGAAGGCUGAGGUUUCUGUGGGCAACUACACCGAGGAGUCCCCCAGUUACAAGGCCCAAUACACCAUCAUGGGAGAGGGCCCCAUCCCCCUGCUGUCCUUCUCUAAUGCUGGAGCUGCCGAGCUCUUUGAGGAAUUCAAUGGCGUCACCACAUCCCUGUCAUUCGCUUUGAAGCAUGAACUCCUCCGCUCUGAAAUAAAUAUCCGCAACAACUUUGGCAUCGCUGACAACAUCUGGUCUGGAGGCAGGAUCACCAUGACCGCCAAAGCCCCAGGAGUUGAUACUUCAAUGAGCGCCUCCACACAGUUCACCCUCACACCCGUCAUGCUUUCUGCAGACAUGAAUUCUGACUCUAGCGUAACCGUCGGACCAAUCGAAGCCACCUGCACAUCCCAGAAUACCUUCUCCUUUGAGCCGGCUAAGAGGGAAGCUAAAGCCGAAAGCACUGUCAGGAUCAACUCUGACAUUGUGAAGCUAGCCAACAAAAUCAAGAUGUCCUACGCUAACAAUGAGCUGAUCAUGGACUCAAACACCAACAUGAACAGCGAGCCACUCAAGCAUACCACCAAAAUCAGCGUAGUGUACAAGGACGUUAACCUUAUCAUUAAGUCCGAAUCUGUGACCAAAGCUAGUGAGGAGAAAAUGCUGCGUAGUCAGAUGGAGUUGCUCGCAUCUAAAGAGCAAGUGUCAUUGAAAAUGGAAAACCAAGCUGAUGAUUCUUCAAACCGUGCUUACUCCCUGCUCACCGGCUCCCUAACCCCAUCCGGUUUGGAGGUCAACUCAGAUGCUUCGGUUAACGUCUUCUCCAGCCUGGCCUCUCACAAAGCUACCCUGACCUUUGAUAGCACAGGCCUGACCACUAGCUGCACCACCACUGCCCAAGUUGCCCCUCUCACUUUUGAAAAUGUCUUCCAUGCAGGAGCAGACUCUGCUGGGGCUACAAUGUCUCUUUCAACCAAAGGAGGCAUCAGAGAGAACAAGGCUGAGCUGAAUGUUGAGGGAAAAAUCGCAAGCUCCGAAGUCUACCUUAACAGCAUUAUGAAGGGCAAUGUCUUCGACCUAAACGGAAGGAACAGAGUGAACUUGAGGCUGAACGAAGAUGGUCUGAUUGCCUCAAACAACAUGGUGGCCUCUUUCAACGAAAUCAGCACCAAGAACUCCCACACUCUGUCUCUCACCAUGAAGUCUCUCACUCUCCAAUCCAAGACGGACAACUUCCUGAACAGUGAAAACACCUACAUGCAUGAUAUUACGGUCAAUGUCGAGCGCUUCUCCACUAAUGGCAUCAUGAAAAAUGAGAUGAAGAUUGUCAACAUAAACUUCAUCAACGAUGCACAGUUCAAAGCAGAGCCCUACAACAUGGAGUUGAUUGGUACAACUACAGGCAGAUACAAUGACGAGGAAAUGCGCCAUACCUACGAACUCAAGUUUGUUGAGAUGAGCUUGUCAGCCAAAUAUAACACCAACGGCAAACUGCUGGAGCACCACGUCACACACGCUGCUGAUCUGGAGAUUUCUGGUCUGACUAUGAAGUUCAACGAUGCUGCUACCAUAAACUCCCCAAUCCUGCGCUUCGACAGCACCUUCAAAUCCAGCGCAGCACCCUUCAUGCUGAACGUUGAUGCCAUCUGCAACUCCAAUGUCGAUUACAACUUCUACGGGGAGAAAAACGCCCAAAUGUAUGGCAAAUUUUUGAUGAAAGCCGAGCCACUGAUGUUUACCCAUGCUUUGGAACACAGAGCCUCUGCCAACAUGAAAAACACACAGGGAGAACUGACCGUCCAGGCCAGCAUGGACAAUAAGUUUGAUAGCUUGGUCACACUGAAAGAGCAAAGUGUCAACCUGAAAAUUACAUCCAAUGUGAAUGAGCACACUUUCAAUCAUGAAUUAAAUGCCUUCAACAACGCAGAGAAAGUUGGUGUUGAGAUGACCAAUGCUGCAUCUACGUCACUAUUAGCUGAGAAAAACAGAGACUAUAGCCUUUCUGGUUUCGUGGUCUAUGAGAAGAAUGGAGAAAGCCACAUCAUGAUCCCUUUCAUUGAGUAUUUGCCAGCAGUGGUUGAAAACAUCAGAAACGCAAUGAUUAGCAUUAUGGACCGAGGCAUCAAUGGCGUGAAAGACCUUGACAACAAGUACCAAAUUAGCACAAGACUUCACAGGAAAAUCACAGAGCUGAAAGAGGUCAUUGACAACUUUGAUGCAAACCUUUUUGUCCAAGAUAUCAAGAAGUUCCUCAGCUCCAUCGAAAGCUCAAUCACCAAUCUGACCUCCAAGUUCCCCAAGGACAAAGUUGUGGCUAUGCUGAAAUCCGUCAAGGAGAUGAUCAUGACUUGGAUGAAGAAAUACAACCUGGUCGAGAGGUUCAACAUCUUAUAUGGCAAAAUGGAGGAGAUCUUGUCCAAUUAUGAAGUGGAGAAAAUGAUUGGUGCUUUUAUGGAUGAAUUGGUAAAGAUCAUGAAGCAGUACCAAGUGCGGGAGAAAAUUCAAACCAUCUUCACUGCUGUUAAGUCCAUCGACAUCAAGCCAGUCAUCAGUAGAGUGAUGCUGCCAGUUCAGGGUUUGUUAGAGGAACUGUACGCUGUUGACUUCAAGCAAUUUAUCGAAGAUAUUAGCGACUUUGUCUUGAGAAUGCUGCAGAAUGUCAGAUCUUUUGACUAUGAGACACUGUCCAGAGAGGUGACCGAGACCCUGAAAGAGAUGAGCGCUGUUCCAUGUCUAGGAAAGCUGUUGGGAGAAGUCAAAGUGGUUUCCCCGCAUUACAAGAUGAAGACCAAUAUCAACUUUGAGAAUAACACAGUUAGCUCAGACACCCCAGACUUCCUGUUCAGCCUUAAAUCGAAUGCUGAGUCCAUACUGAAACCACUUGAAUACACUCUUGAUGCCUCUGCUAAUAUCGGCCUGCCAAGAAUGAGCCAUUUGACUGCUGCUGAAAGCAUCAAGUUCGACCAUUAUGCAUUUGAGCUGGACUACCAAGCUUCCGCAAGUAUCUACAGGCACUCUGCUUUGGCAUCUGCUGAAACAACUGCAAAGGCUGACACUGAGCUGUACAAGGGAGAGUUCAUCAACAAAGCUUCCCUCACCAUGGAGAGUGGUGUCUCUUCCAAAAUGGAGACCAACUACAAACAAGACGUUCGAUUCCCACCUCUUAGAAUCUUCACCGACAUGGUCCUGAACCAAAUUACAACUCUGGAGAUACAGGAUGGCAGUGCUACUUUGAGACUGGAGAAUGCUGCUGAUGGUAAAGUGAACAGUGAUGAGGCCAACCAUAAGUCCGACAUGGAAGUUGUUUUUGAUCUCCAUACGGCUAAGAUCUCCUUCAGUGGAGCUACCGGUGCUAACAGCAUUAAAGUUAUUGAGAAACUGAACGCAGACAUUUGCAUCUUCCGACACCUUAUCCUUGAUGCAAAGAUGGAAACUGAAGCACCAUUCAUUAAAAACAAUGUCGCAGAGGUUAAAUUCCAGGCAAAGGCCGAGGACAUGAGCAUUGACUUCACCGCCUCCCACAAUGCAGAGCUUGUUGGUGAAAUUGAAGGAAAGCUUAUUAAAUUGAUCAUAUCCUUGGUCAUUCCAGAUGAUGUCGUCGAACCUUGGAAGCUCUCAGGCAAAGCAGAUCUCCAAAAUGUCUUAUCUCUUGCCCUGAACCCGAUGGAGCAGAGGGCUAGCUGGACAAGCCUGGCUCGAUUCAACCAGUACAAAUACUCCCAUCUGUUUAACAUGGAAAACAUAGAGAGAGAAAUAAACAUUGUGUACGAAAUCAAUGGAGAGGCCAAUCUGGAUGUGCUAAAAAAACGAGUUACUAUCCCUGAAAUUGAACUGCCAUAUUUGGAUAUCACUAUCCCGAGAAUGGACGACGUUUCUCUGUGGGAGGAUGCAGGUCUCGGCGAUUUCUUUAUCACCACCCAGCAAACUCUUGACGUCAACGGCAAUUUGAAGUACGCGAAAAACCCAGACAUGAUCAUCAUCAAUGUGGAACCUGUCAUCAAUGCCAUCAACAGGAACACCAGAGCUUUCCACAAAUACAUGCUUAUAGGAAAAGACAAAGCCGCUACCCUUCUUGCUCAAACUUAUGGUAAAGCAAGAGAUGAGUAUGAGAAGUACAGUAUGGAGCUGCCUAAGACAAUCACGAUCCCAGCACACAGGAUCCCAGUCGUAAAUGUUGAAAUGUCCACCUACACCAUCCCUCUGCCUGAUGCUACCUUGGUCAAAAUGCCAUCUUUCCACAUUCCGUCUGCUCUGAGCAAACUGACCUUCCCCAAAGUUACCCUGCCAGAAAUUAACAGCAUCAAGAUCCCACGUUUGGGAGACAUGACAUACGAGUUCUCCAUGAAGACUGCAAUGCUGACACUCAAAACUAACGCUGGCCUUGACAACACUGAAGAAGCUGUGACCAUGAAGCUGGAUGCUACCGCAACGUCUGAGUUUGAGAUACUCAAUGGAAAUCUUGACACCACUGUUGUUAUCAAGACCAACGAUGCGCUGAAGAUGAAUUCCAAUAUGGCAGCAAGGCACGCUAUGGUAGAGUUCAACCACAACAACGCUAUCAUCCUUUAUCCCACCGUGGAACUUGAAAUGACCAACUCCUUGAUGCUUCUAACGUCCUACAACCUUGAGCAGUCCGUGCAGGUCAACAGAAACAAUGGUCUGCUGGUUUCCCUGUCCAAUCCAUCCGGACUCAUCGGAGCUCAGAUCAGUCCCAGAUCCCUGACUGCUGUGAAGGCUAGAGUCUACGGACGCUACCCGUCUGAAGAUGACACUGACAUCGUGGCCCUCGAGCUGUCUGUGGGCAAGAGCCUGAACAUCCAGGCCAACUGGAACAUGGAGAUACCUUAUGAUACCAUGCUUGCGAUUCAAGAUGAAAUGCCAAGUAUAAACACCUAUGUCCAUGCUGGUGGUAAUCUUUAUAGAAAUGUGCAGCGCCAAGCAGCCAAAGUUAGCAAGACUGUGGCUAAGUCCUUUGAGAAAGCUAAAGACGAGGGUGUAGCGAUGUUCAGACAGACCAUUGAAACCGUCUCUGCUAUGGAACCCUAUGAAUACAUGACAACCUUUGCAGAUGAUGCUAUUUUGAGCCUCAGAACUUGCCGUACCAGAGUCACCAUGAUUUUAGAUGCUGUUGUGAAAUUCCUUGGAGAAACCAAAUUCCAACUUCCUGGUUAUACUGAGAAAGUUACCGGACUCGAACUGUACAAAAUUGGUGCAAAAUUUGUCUCUGAUGUCUCCAAAGAAGCUAUCGAUAGGAUUCCAAAUUACAUCACCUCAGUGUUCACUCCAGUAAUUGAGUAUUUUAAAACAAUAGAAUUCCAGUUUUCUAACCAUAUUGUAAGAGGCAGUGAGAUUCUGGAAGACUUUACCGUAUUUCUUAGCAGACUGCAGGAACAAGUUAAAAUCAUUGUUAACAAAAUCGCCAAUUACCCACUUGAGGAAAUCUUCAAACAUAUAAAUUCUCUUUCACAAUUUGUUACUCUGCAAGCCGAAAAUGUUGUCGAAAUGUUCCGAUCUGUAGACGUGGACCGAAUGACCAAUUUCCUUAACGAGGUUUAUGAAGAUGUGGUUAAUUCCCAGGUUUUGAAAAAUAUCAUAAAACAGUUAGAGACAGUAUACUUGAUUAUGUGGGAGUACAGCAGAACAGUUCAAACAAGAUUCCAAAACAUGAUGGAUGACUUUUCCACUGAUCAAUUUAAAAAGGACAUCGACACUAACAUCAACAGAAUGGUCAAAAGUAUGAAUGCCUUCCAAAAUAAUAUCAUUGAAACUUUAAAAGAAGAAACUAGCUCCAUAGACAGAUAUGUUAAAAUGGGUGACAGAAAUAUGGAAAUUGACAUACCUUUCCCAUUUGUGAACUGAGUGACCUCCAACUGUGAUGCUGUAGAAUCCAACAUGGCAUCUGGGCAUUGGCAGUAACGUUGUAUGUUGAUAAAGCUUAAAGUGUUAACUCCUUUUUUAAAUGUUUAAUUGUUUUGUUCUCAGUAUGCAGUGGUAGCGGUCACAUUUGUGUCUUGUAUUAUUUAAAAAAACAAUGUGUGUGAUCAAUAAAGGGUUUGUACUG
Boleophthalmus pectinirostris (great blue-spotted mudskipper) is the source of this 10263-nucleotide messenger RNA. RefSeq names its product apolipoprotein B-100-like. Gene Ontology annotation, molecular function: low-density lipoprotein particle receptor binding; cholesterol transfer activity. Gene Ontology annotation, cellular component: mature chylomicron; low-density lipoprotein particle; very-low-density lipoprotein particle. The record is from RefSeq and is a predicted model, not a curated record. Gene Ontology annotation, biological process: lipoprotein transport; cholesterol homeostasis; triglyceride mobilization. NCBI's taxonomy places the organism in Eukaryota, Metazoa, Chordata, Actinopteri, Gobiiformes, Gobiidae.